AUGAGAAUCGCUGAUGUUGGGGCUGGCACCGCUAUCUGGCUCACAGACCUAGCCAAUAAGCUACCAAAAUCCGUUCGCCUGGACGGCCUCGAUGUUUCGUUCGACGCUGCCCCUCGUCGCGAAUGGCUCCCACAAAACGUGACCCUGCAGUACUGGGAUAUCAAAUCCCCAGUCCCCGAACACCUAGUCGGUGCGUACGAUCUAGUCAAUGUACGAUAUCUCACCGUUGUCCUUCGAAACUCUGAGAUCAAGGAUGCUCUGAAUAAUCUAUCCCGACUACUUAAACCAGGCGGCUACCUCCAAUGGACCGAUACAGAUAUGUGUUCAAUCCGACCGGUAAAGCUUCGACCUGAUAUAAGCGACGAACCGUUGAAGCGACUUGAAAGUGUCCUUCGGGGGAACGACGAAAGGUUCUACACUUCUUGGGUACCCGACCUGGGGACUCGCUUCCAAGAAGCAAAGUUCCUCGACGUCGAUGUUGAUCGCAGAGACCCUCCACAUUAUAUCGCACAAUCCCUGUUCGAUUGUGUAAUGGUGGCCGUCGAAGUCUCUACCAGAAACAAGGAUCUGGACGAGCAGAAAGCCCAAGAACUGAGGGGAACCCUUCGAGACGCAGCCAAGGCUUCCAGAGAGGGCUCUUAUCUUCAGUAUACCUAUUAUAGAGUUAUUGGACGGAAGGCCACGAGUGCAGAUGAACUAUAG
Messenger RNA from Aspergillus tubingensis, 702 nucleotides. RefSeq lists its product as uncharacterized. The record is from RefSeq and is a predicted model, not a curated record. The transcript has 3 exons. Lineage: Eukaryota; Fungi; Ascomycota; Eurotiomycetes; Eurotiales; Aspergillaceae. Bases 1 to 702 code for a protein of 233 amino acids.